AUGACACACUUAUCAGGUUUCCCCGACAGUACGCAGUUGGACGAAACGAUCUCACCUGAGGUACUCAUAUUGUGCCUCCUAGGCACUAGGCAUUCCAAGCCCGGUAAACUCAUACGUUUGAUGAUCGGACACAUCAGAAAAGCUGCAGGAAAAGCUGCAGGGGUUGCGUCAGCAGUAGGACAGGACGAGGUGUGGCCACUCUCUUACACCGAUGCAUACUUGAUACAGAAGUCAACAAGCUGCAGCAAACAAGUUGGGCGUCUAAUGGAACAUCCAGCUGAGCAACAACCACUACUAUUGCCAUCAGAUGAUGGCGAACUUCGCAGCCAGGAUAACGAGUUGCCAGAACGCGAACGGGCGCAGCAACCAAAUCAGGCUUUGACAUUCACGUUUCUUGGCCUCAUCUUGUUGACCAUCGGUGUCAGUCGCUGUCUUAUUACCGAUGCCACGUCUAGACUUGAACGCGAAACCAUCUGUCACCAGUUUCUGUCCUCCAACGGAAGCAGUGGAUAUAACAAUGGAUGCAGGGACAGCGGUGGAAACCUAGCCCCAGAGGUGGUGUUCGAACUUGGCUUCAUCCAUUUUUGGGAUAAUACUCUGACUCUACUUCCCGGCAUCUUGGUGGCUCUACCCUUUGGCGUUCUUGCCGAUACAUACAGUCGUAAGAAUAUACUGACGAUUAGUGUUUGCGGCAUACUGCUUUCUCAAGCCUUUCGCCAUAUUUCCUCUCCGCCUUGUGCUGCUUUCUUCAGCGCUGAAACUAAUUGGCGGCGGGCAUGUCACAUUCUUUGCGGUAGUAUUUUUGCUAGGUCUCUUGUGUUUCUAUACCUCGGGGCAGCUACCGUGUUUGGUGGUAUUCUGGGACAGCUGCUUGCUUACAAUUUGCAACAGAUUGACCAGCGUAUAUCCACCUGCAUUGGGCUUGUCGUGCUGGGAAUCUGUCUCUGUCUCACAGUAUUUGUUCCAGAUAGCACCCAGGAACCGUCUUAUGAACCGGCAAGCAGUGCAGGUGACGAGCCUUCCAACCUUGAUAUAGCCAAAAAUGUGGCACGAGUGCUUGGCAGUGUUCUGCGUCAAACCUUUUGGGAUCACUGGCGGCUUGGUGCAUUUCUACUGACAGUCUUACUCGCAACGGUAUUCGAGGUUCGUCACUCUCAGCAUCCAUCUUCUAUUGAGCCCCCGAAUCAAUGCUAA
Pochonia chlamydosporia 170 is the source of this 1194-nucleotide messenger RNA. RefSeq names its product major facilitator superfamily domain-containing protein. The coding region runs from base 1 to 1194 and encodes 397 amino acids. Gene Ontology annotation, biological process: transmembrane transport. The record is from RefSeq and is a predicted model, not a curated record. Gene Ontology annotation, molecular function: transmembrane transporter activity. The transcript is spliced from 5 exons. NCBI's taxonomy places the organism in Eukaryota, Fungi, Ascomycota, Sordariomycetes, Hypocreales, Clavicipitaceae. Gene Ontology annotation, cellular component: membrane.